This is a messenger RNA of Lathyrus sativus (Indian pea), 2337 nucleotides long. The record is from the annotation of a GenBank genome assembly. Lineage: Eukaryota; Viridiplantae; Streptophyta; Magnoliopsida; Fabales; Fabaceae.
AUGGCAAACCAGGUUGAUCCUCCUCGUAGCUUUGACUGGAGGAACUUGAUCAAUUCUCAAUGGAAGGACGCAAAUUAUAAACGAAGAGCCAUUGCAAGCCUUGUACAGGCAGCGUACUUGCUCGAGCUCGAUAGACAAGAGAACAGAACUCAAGAUAAUUCUCUAGCUUCGGAAUUUUGGAUUCCCUUGAACUAUAAGCCUACACAAAUAUUGAUUGAUCAAAGAGAUGGAUCCAUUUUUGGUGCAAUAUUUGAGUGGGAUCGGUUCAAGCCAUUUAAACCAAUCGGUGCCCCGAGAGCCGUUUUAGCACUUAGAGGAACAUUGAUAAGAGUCCCUACAGUGCGAAGAGAUUUUGUAGAUGAUUUCCGUUUUGCUGCUUGGGAAAGCUUGAAAGACUCUGUGAGGUUUAAAGUAGCUACGGAUGCGGUAAAAUCGGUUUCUAAAACCUAUGGAUGCAGAAAUGUUUGCAUUGCUGGACAUUCUUUAGGCGCUGGAUUGGGUCUUCAGGUGGGAAAGGAAUUGGCAAAGGAAAGAAUUAAUGUGGAAACUCAUGUAUUUAAUCCUCCAGCGGUUUCACUUGCUAUUAGUCUUGGAAAUAUUGGAGAAAUGGCUGAGUAUGUUUGGAGUGGAAUCAAAGAUAUGCUUCCUUCAGGUACCGAGGCGCAAGUCAGCAACAGUGUGGACGAGGCGCAAGUCAGCAACAGUGUGGACGAGACUUACAUUAUACGAUUGAAGAAGAUGAUAUCUCGGUUAUCGUGCUUUAUGGACUCUGGUUUAGGAAGAAGAAGAUGGGUUCCUCAUAUUUAUGUUAACAAGAAUGAUUGGAUCAGUUACUUUUAUAUUCAUACCCAUGGAACAAAAGAGGAGAUCGGCAAUGUGGAGAAUGUAGAUCCUACAGUUGAGCAAAAUGAAGCCAAGUUGUUUGUUGUCUCAAUGGAAGACCAGAAGUUUCGUGAGGCUCAUGGCCUGAAACAAUGGUGGUCAAAUGACGGUAACCACGAUAACAAAGUCACAAGCAUGCAACUUAAAUCUUUGAACAGUGGUACACUUUCUCAGGUAGUACUUUUCUAUUAUCCACAAUAUGUUUCAUUAGCCACUAGUUGCAUAAAUAUUAGAGAAGCUUCGGAUUAUGUUUGGAGUAUACUUAAAUGCGUGCUUAGUCGUAUAAGUUCUAAAGCUCAAAUCAACAACGAUGGAGAAGUGAGUUCAGGUAUAGAUUUGGUGGGUUUGAUACCUUCAUUAUCUGGCUUGAAGGAUACCGGCUAUUGGGUGUGCAAAUGGAUUCCUCGCAUGUAUGUUGGCGCCAAAGAGAAGAUGGUUGGAAAGGAGAAUAGGGAUCUUGAAGACGGCCAAAUUACUCCGAAAUUGCUUAUUUUCUCAAAGGAACAACUGAAAUUUCUUGCAGCUCAUGGCCUAGAACAAUGGUGGUCAAAUGCUGUAGAACUUCAGAAAACUAUCUGUGAUGGAAAACUCGUAAGCAGGAAAGUGAAAUCUCUAUACAUCGGUACACUCUGGGAAGUGACAAAAGGAUCAAAUCUUGCUUUUAUUUCACUUGCUGCUUAUUGGGUGUGGAAUUGUGUUCCUCAUCGGUAUGUUAACAAGAACUGUGGCAUUGAGGAGAAGGAGGUUCACAAGAAGGAGAAUGUGGAUUGUGCAAAUGCGAGAAUAACUUCAAAGUUGUGUGUUGUUUCCAAAGAACAACAAAAAUUUCUGACAACUCAUGGCUUGGAACAAUGGUGGCCAAGUGAUGCAGAUUUGCAGCAAGCAAUCCAGGAAAGUAACCUCAUGAGCAGGAAAAUUAGAUCUUUAUACACGGAAACGUCUUGGGAAGUAACAAAAAGAUUAAAUCCUUUAACGUCACUUCCCAUUUGUUUCGCUAAUAUAAGAGAAAAAGAAGAAUUUGCAUGGAAAUGGAAUAGUAUUAAAUCUGUAAUGCUUUCAAAUAGUGAAUCUCAGGCGAGCAAUGAUUACGAUAACAAGACACCAUAUGUAUCAUUGCAGAGUUGGAUGUCUCCAUUAUCAAGCUUCAAGGACACCGGUUUUGCUGUGGUAAAAAAGGCUUCUCCUAUGUUGAAUCUGCCUUUUGUUUCACCGGUUAUGAGUCAUGGAAAUAAUGAAGAAAAGGGCAACUUUGUUUCGAGUAGUGAAAUUCGAGUGAGCAAUGAUUCAGACAAGACUUCAUGUGAAGGUUUGAAGAAUUGGACACCUUCAUUAUCUGGCUUGAAGGAUGCUGCGAUAGGAAUAGGAAAAUUGGUUCCAUAUCUGUACUCUAACAAGAGUGAUGCUGGCAUAGCAGAGAAGAUGGUUGACAAGGAAAACAAGGGUCCUUUGAAAUAA